Myotis lucifugus (little brown bat) is the source of this 5012-nucleotide messenger RNA. RefSeq names its product adhesion G protein-coupled receptor F4-like. Gene Ontology annotation, cellular component: membrane. Gene Ontology annotation, biological process: cell surface receptor signaling pathway; G protein-coupled receptor signaling pathway. The record is from RefSeq and is a predicted model, not a curated record. Bases 17 to 2092 code for a protein of 691 amino acids. The transcript has 8 exons. NCBI's taxonomy places the organism in Eukaryota, Metazoa, Chordata, Mammalia, Chiroptera, Vespertilionidae. Gene Ontology annotation, molecular function: G protein-coupled receptor activity.
AUCCCAAUGUGUGAAAAUGAAGUCUCAGUCAACCAUGAUUUGCUGUUUAAUGUUAUUUCUGACCACAGAAUGUUCUCAGUAUAGAGCCAAGAUCCACAUAAAAGAUGGAGAUAAACAUCAACAUCUUGAAGAGAAACCCAAGACUGGAAGGAUACAAGAGAAAUGUCAUGGUCCUUGCAUCACUUCAUCCAACUGCAGCCAGCCCUGUGCUCACCCCUUUCGUGGAGAAAUAGGAUUUACAUGUAAUCAAAACAUGUGGCAAAAAUCAACUGAAACAUGUACAAGCCUUUCUGUGAGAAAGCUCUUCCAGGACUUAAACAGUGCAUCACGCCUUUCGGUGGCAGCACCCUCCAUACCUCUGCGCAUUCUUGACUUUCGCGCUCCGGAGCCCAUGGAGAGCGUGGCGCAGGGAAUCCGCAGGAGCUGCCCGCGGGACUACGCCUGCAUCAUCGAUGCGGUGAAAUCCUCAGAAGCCACGUCUGGAAAUAUCGCUUUUAUUGUGGAGUUGCUAAAAAACAUCUCUACAGACUUGUCUGAUAAUGUUACCCUAGAGAAAAUGAAGAGCUACAGCGAAGUGGCCAACCACAUCCUCGACACAGCAGCCAUUUCAAACUGGGCUUUCAUUCCUGACAGGAACGCCAGCUCAGAUUUGCUGCAGUCGGUGAAUUCCUUCGCCCGGCAACUCCACCUCCGCAAUGCAUCUGAGAACAUUGUGGAUGAGCCCUUCAUUCAGACGAAAGGGUUUCACAUCAGCCACAACACCUCGGAGGAAAGUUUCAGAUUCUCCGGGAACACGAACAAUACAGCAGAGGGGAUCUUAGGAAUGAUAGAAAUUCCCCAGCACGAGCUGUGGAAGCUGCCAGCAAAUGCCUCCCAAGCCAUCACCAUAGCGUUUCCCACCUUGGGGGCUGUGCUGAAAGAAGACCACUUGCCAAAUGCGAGUCUUCCCAGGCCGGUAAAUGGUCUGGUUCUUUCGGUGAUUUUACCAGACCGAUUACAGCAAAUCUUCCUCACGUUUGAGAAGAUCAAUAAAUCCCGGAGUGCCAGGGCUCAGUGUGUUGGCUGGCAUUCCAGGAAAAGGAGAUGGGAUGAGAAGGCGUGUGAGAAAACGUUGGAUGUCAAGAACAGAGUGAAAUGCCGGUGUAACUACACCAAUGCAGUGAUGUCUUUUUCCAUUCUAAUGUCCCCCAUAUCUAUAGAUGACAAAAUCCUGGACUACAUCACCUGCAUUGGGCUCAGUGUCUCCAUCCUUAGCUUGGUUCUUUGCCUGCUCAUUGAAGCUACGGUGUGGUCCCGGGUUGUUGUGACAGAGAUAUCAUACAUGCGCCACGUGUGCAUCGUGAACAUAGCCGUGUCGCUCCUGACUGCUAAUGUGUGGUUCAUCAUAUCCUCCAACUUUAGCAAAAAGGCCCAGGACCACAACUGGUGUAUUGCAAUGACAUUUUUUAGCCACUUUUUCUACCUCUCUCUGUUUUUCUGGAUGCUCUUCAAAGCCCUGCUCAUCAUCUAUGGAAUAUUGGUCGUUUUUCAUAGGAUGAUGAAGUCCCGCAUGAUGGCCAUCGGCUUUGUCAUUGGCUAUGGGUUCCCAUUGAUCAUCGCCGGCACCACCGUUGCUAUCACAAUGCCAGAGAAAGGCUACAUGAGACACGAUGCCUGUUGGCUUAACUGGGACAACACCAAAGCCCUUUUAGCAUUCGCCAUCCCAGCCUUGGUCAUCGUGGCUGUGAAUCUUCUUGUGGUUUUGGUUGUUGCGGUCAACACUCAGAGGCCCUUUAUCGGCAGUUCCAAGUCUCAAGAUGUGGCCAUAAUUAGGAGGAUCAGUAAAAACGUUGCCAUCCUCACCCCACUGCUGGGACUGACCUGGGGUUUUGGAGUAGCCACUCUCAUCAAAGGCAAUUCCUUGAUAUUCCACAUAAUCUUUGCCCUGCUCAACGCUUUCCAGGGGUUCUUCAUCUUGCUGUUUGGAACCAUUAUGGAUCACAAGAUAAGAGAUGCUUUGAGGAUGAAGAUGUCUUCACUGAAGGGACCAACAAGAGUAGCAGAGAAUGCAUCAUUAAGCCCAACCAAUGGAUCUAAAUUAAUGAAUCGUUGAAGAUGAGAUGUGAGUAUUAAAAACUCAAGGAGAACCUUCACCUGCAAGUUGUGACAGACCACUCAGUGCCCUUGUGAGCAUGCUCUUCCCUACUCAGUGAUGCUGGAGUGAGGUGGGAAGGGAAUAGAUGGACGCACCCUUCAGAGAAUAGAAACAUCUUGACCGACCAGCACAUAAAUGAAAAUAUGCACAUCUUCUUUAAAACCUACAGAACCAAGUUAAAUCACACUUGUUUCUGUCCUCAAUGAGAGGAUGCUGCCAUCACACCUGCACUGAUACAGGAUACACCCUUGCUGUCCACAGCGCUCACACACCUAAUUCCAUCUUGGCAGUGAGUGGUGACCCUUACAAUAGACCGAUUGUCCAGAAGGAAGACUUCACUGAUUAAAAUCACAAAGCAGCAAGUCUGUCUCUCCAUAAUGAAGUUAGGGCCAGAAUCAUUCCUAAGGGGGCGUGGGUGGAGUUGCAUCAAACUAGCUGUCUACUCACAGCCAACCUAUGAGACAUUUCUACACAAGGGAAAACAAAUAUUAGGCAUCCAUGAAGGAAGAACAAGUCACAAAAUGGCAGGCUAAAGCCUGAGCAGUAAUAGGGGAAUGUGGGCAGGAAUGAUCAGUCUUGGUAAGGUUUCGUCUUGGAGAGUUCAUGGCCUUUCUUCAUGGAUGUUGAUGGGUCUCAGGUUUUGUUUUUAAGAAUCACCUGGCAACAGUCACAUCCUCUUUUACAUUCCUUUCCAUUCUGAGUCAUGGCCCAUAUAUUCAGCAAUGAGGCAAAGAAAAGGCAAAUCUUAGGGAAGUAAAGAACCCUAAAGGGACUUCCUCUGUUACAGCUUCUAAAAACCUGAUGUGCUGGUGUCCAGAGAGAGGGAGGGAGAGUAAGAAGGGCUUUGUUACACACAUUGACUGGCAUAUGUGGGUGCUGGGAAAUCAGAGGGAAACACUGGCAUAUUAUUCUUAAUUAAGCAUCUUUACAUUUGGGUUUUAUCUGAGCACUUUAAAAGGGAGGAGGGAGGAUUUAGUAGAACUUCACAAAGUUUAACUCUCCCCACCUCUGCCCAUUUUCUAGCCCCUAGGGUUCCUCCAUGGUGGAAUAUUAUUAUCACAUGUAUUGAUUAGCCAUUCACUGAGAUUUAGUUCAGAAGAUCUUUUCAAGUUGACCUUUCUAUUAAGGUCCCAGUUUGAGCUGUUAGGGAGUUCAUUAGACUGUCUCAGCUGGAGGCCCUUCCUCCUGGGCAGCGUAUAUCCAGCCAUUCUAGAGAAGAGGAGCAUGGUUGCACCCAGCUAAUGGUGGUAGUAAAAGUUGGGGGAAAAAAGUAGAAGCCAAGAUCAGGAACUACACUGCUUAGUAGAACUGGGAUGUGCACAAGGCUUAGACCCAUAUUAGGAGGAAGUGUAGGAAAGAAGUAGAAAUGCACUAACAAUUCUCCCCAAAGAAAUCCACAUAAUUUUUCAACAUCUAUUUUUGAACCUAUGAGGUGGGGGAUGAAUUAAAGAUUCCAUUCUUUCGGCAUAUCCUCCUCUCAUGGCCCAGGGCCUAAUGAAUUGUAAUUGGGACUAUGCUUUCACAUCUGGAUGCAUGUGAUAUCAGUAGGGUUCAGGAACAACGCUGGCACCAUGGCAGACCAUGCUGGGGCCCAACAAGCAUUAGAGGCAAGGGAUAGCAAAUUCAUACUAAGUGAUCCUUCCAAGUCCAGAAUGGAGAGCUGGCAGCAUGAGGGAGGUCUUUCAGCAGAAAUGAGAGAUUGGGGCUCAUCCACGGUGUUUAGAGUGGAGUUACAGCUCAGUGACAUGGGGUGUAUGAUAAGCGCAAGGCAGAAUCACAGUCCAGGACAAGACUAAACCACAGGGAAAAGGUCAUAUUUCAGUCCUUAAUUCAGAAUAAAAAAAUAAAAGAUUGAUGGUGUUCUCAGAAGGUGAGAAGAAUUCCAGUGGCAAGAAAUGGGGAGGGAGGUCAGAAGUGAACUUGCAGAGAACUGAGCCCCCUGAACAUGAGUGGCAGCUCCUCAGAUCCCAGUGACCUCAGGUGAGAUAGCUCUUAGAAGCAUGGUUGGGACAGGAGGUCCCAGGGUCAGGGGUGGACUGCAGAGGUGUGAAAACCAGGGUUUACUUCAGGUGUAGAUUCUAAUUGGGGGGCCCCAUUCUGGGAGGUGAUUGGAUGGCAUUUUUAUGAUGAGGCGACAGCCACUUGGAACCCUCAGCCAUUUAUAUAAAGGUUAGUUCUUUAAUGUGACCUGAACACAGCAGGUUUCACCCAGUGUGAUUUCAGGGUCGAGGUUCUGUUCCUCUAAAAUCUCUUCCACAUAUUUGCUUAUGCCUGAAAUUCACCUAAAAGAUUACAGAACUCCUCAUUCCACCAUGAGAAAUGAGACAUUGAACAAAUAACCUGGAGAGAAGCAAUGAUGUUUUCUAUGUAAAGUUGUAAGUUCAGAGCUGCAGAGUUAUUUCAGAGACCAAGCUUAGGUAAUAGAGAAGGGCGAGUAGGCACUGAGCGCUGAGUUUAAGGUUGAGGGAGAAGGAUGGAUAAUGCCUAAGGCACAGACCAGUAAAGCUGGGAGGCUAACCUGUCUACUAUGUGAGCUCAGAGGAAUUGCAGAAUACCCCUGUGCCUCCAUCCACUCCUCUGUAAAAUAAGUCUAGUGAUAGUACACGCAUAGCCCAGGAUGGUUUCUGGAGUCAGUGAGUUAAUAUGUUAAAAACUGGUAGAGUCAUGCCUGGUUCAAAUUAAGUGAUUAAUAGACACCAGCCAUAUUCUUUCUGUUAACUAGAGCUUCCACCGUUUUGCCUAGGCUUCCCCAUUUCUCACGGAUGCUCCCUGCCCUGGACUGAGAGCUGAGUUUCAGGAGAAGGGCUGGCAUGAGAUGAGACAGGUCGGCUUCCUUGGGAGACUUCUCUUCUUGCCUGGAGCAACACCUAAAAUCUCA